AAACUGCCAUUAUGAUGUUACAGAGCAUAAUUCCAUUUUUCUGCAUUGUCUCCGGAGCGUUAGCAGUUGAUGGGAAUUGGUCUGCCUGGGGAUCCUGGGGUGGAUGUUCACAGACAUGCGGAUCCGGCACUAGAUAUAGGUCAAGGUCUUGUUCAAAUCCGUUUCCCUCUUUCAAUGGAGCAGAUUGUGUUGGUGAUACACAGGUGUCACAAACAUGUAAUACGAAUACUUGUCCAGCGGUGAAUGGUGCGUGGUCUGACUGGGGUGACUGGGGGGACUGCUCUAACGCAUGUGGAUCAGGAUCUAAGACAAGAACCAGGGACUGUACAAACCCAACUCCCAUGUAUGGUGGAUCAGAUUGUUCAGUCUCUAACACAGAGUCACAAAGCGACAUUUGUACAGGACCAUGUGCAGUUGAUGGUGUAUGGGGUAGCUGGGGCUCGUAUGGGGAUUGUACUCACACAUGUGGAGGAGGGAAGAAAGCUAGAAGACGUUCUUGUGACAAUCCAGUACCAUCAAAUGGAGGAAACGACUGUUCAGGAGAUACUUACAACAUAGCAAGUUGUAACACAGGUGCAUGCACUGUUCCUGCUCCAGGAACGUAUGUUCAGAUUUGUCCAACAGGAUUUUUUACAUGUGAAUCUGGGAUAGUUGGUUGCAUCAAUAAUACAUUACAGUGUGAUUGUACCAACCACUGUUCUGAUAGUAGCGACGAAUCAACAACAUAUGCCUCGUGUCCAGCAGCCCCAACAUGUAGAGGAUGUGAUGUAAAGAGUAGCUUAAUGGUCUGUCUACUUUUGGGUUUGAUGCGCUUUGUUGGUGAGAGGAUUAUGAUUUGAAAUUGUUAUGAAAUGUCCAGAAUUAUUGGCAGUGUGUGUAAUGAACUAAUUGAUCAUCACCUAAACUAAUAUGGUCAGAUUUAAUUUGGCUUAAAUCUUUUUUGUAUGAACCAUUCUGUUGCAAGUGAUUACUAUUGCUGUGAUAAAAUUGGUACCAUUUAUGUUAUUAUAAAAGGACAAGUUAUAUUGACGUCUAUAAGAUUGGUAUUUCACUUGUUCAUGUUGAUGUAGAUAACUAUUUGUAAACAAUAAAUGCAUUUAUAUAA
Mytilus californianus (California mussel) is the source of this 1105-nucleotide messenger RNA. Its product is annotated as coadhesin-like. The record is from RefSeq and is a predicted model, not a curated record. Lineage: Eukaryota; Metazoa; Mollusca; Bivalvia; Mytilida; Mytilidae. The transcript is spliced from 6 exons. The coding region runs from base 12 to 839 and encodes 275 amino acids. Gene Ontology annotation, molecular function: protein binding.